Molecule: messenger RNA, 1026 nt
Organism: Elephantulus edwardii (Cape elephant shrew)
Lineage: Eukaryota; Metazoa; Chordata; Mammalia; Macroscelidea; Macroscelididae
Product: zinc finger protein 211-like
Exons: 3
Coding region: 1-1026 (341 amino acids)
Biological process (GO): regulation of transcription by RNA polymerase II
Molecular function (GO): RNA polymerase II cis-regulatory region sequence-specific DNA binding; DNA-binding transcription factor activity, RNA polymerase II-specific
Source: RefSeq, a predicted model, not a curated record
AUGGACAGGAGGGCCCCCUUUGUGAAGGGCUGCAUAUUCCGUGUGUCAGGAACAGGCACCUGUGAGGAGGUUGGGAUGGACUUUCCUGCUUCUUCGGACCUGCUCCCGCGCCAGCCCGCGCCCAGCAGGGAGAAGCUGCCCGGUGACAUCCAGUGUGGAGAGACCUUCCAUGCGGAGGGCAGUCAGUACCAGUGGGCGGAGUGUGGGAGCACUUUCAGCCAUGAGCACUCACUUCUCCAGCCCCAGAGCUUCUGCAGUGGGCAGACACUCUACGACUGUAACAAAUGUGGGCACCCCAGCAGCAGCUGCAAGUGUGGGCGUGGCAAGAGACAGCGAACUGCCUCCCAGGAAAGGCCUUACGAGUGUGGCAUCUGCGGGCAGUUCUUUGGCCAAAUCUCCAUUCUUGUCAAACACCAAAUAACCCACAGUGCAGAAAGACCUUACGAGUGCAGCGAGUGUGGGAAGACCUUUAAGCGUACCGCGGAGCUCAUCCGACACUGGAGAAUUCACACAGGAGAAAAGCCUUAUGAGUGCAGCGAAUGUGGGAAGUCCUACACACGCAGCUCCAACCUUGUGGAACACCAGAGGAUUCACACGGGCGAGAGGCCUUACGAGUGUGACCAGUGUGGCAAGUGCUUUAGCCAGAUCUCCAACCUCAUGCAACACCAGAGCGUUCACACCGGAGAGAGGCCUUAUGAUUGUGCUGAGUGUGGGCGCUCCUUCAGCCGCCGGUCCAAUUUCAUCGAACACCAAAAGGUUCACACUGGAGAAAGGCCUUAUGAGUGUGGUGAGUGCGGCAAGUUCUUCAGCCGAAGCUCCAUCCUCAGUGAGCACCAGAGGAGGGUUCACACAGGUGAGAGACCCUACGAGUGCAGUGAUUGUGGGAAGUCCUUCAUCCGGAACUCCACGCUCACUCGGCACCGGAGAGUCCAUACAGGAGAGUUGAGCGGCGAGUUUGCCGGAGAUUUCAGUGAGGAGUACACCGACGAGUUUUCUGGAGAAUUCUCCUUGGAAAAUGCACUAUGA